AUCUACUCUGUUAUAUCUCACUGAGUGAAGAUUUAUGAGAUGUUGCUCUUAAAUGAUGUUAUAUUUGGAAUAUUAAAUGUAUUAUUGCUGGUGGUGGUGAUUUAACGACUGUAUUCAUUUGUGUGACUUUUAUUAUGACAUUCUUUGUGAAGUCCUGGUUUUGCUGCGGGAUUCUGUUGAGAGGCGCAGAGCUCCACAGUGGGAGCGAGGAGGAGAAGAGAGGGACAAAGAGAAGGAUGGAGAUGAAGAGAGGGAGAUCUGGUGCACUGAACGGAGAGGAAGUGAGAAAAUUCUACCAGAGUCUGUUUGAAGACAAGGACAGAAGGAGAGAUGAGAGAAAAGAUGAGAGGAGCAACAAGAGGAGAAGCGAGAGGAGAGAGAGACUGAGAGGAAGAACAGGAUGGAGUGAUGGGAAACAGGGUGGAGCUUGUGAUGGAGAGGCAGAGACUGGUGUGGGAGGGGUGGAGAACUCUGUGAAGGUGUCCCCUGCAGGUCAUGCUGAAGGUUACAGGCUGUUGAGGUGUGCUGAACAGGGGGACGUCCAGGGUGUGGAGGACGCACUGAGACGCGGCUGUGACGUCAACUUUACUGAUCACUUUAACUGGACUGCGCUGAUGAGCGCCGCCUACUCCGGGAGAACACACACCGUCAAAGUCCUGCUCCACCAGGGGGCGCUGUGUACCACCAUCACCGACACGCAGGGAAGGAAUGCGUGUGAUUUGGCUCGUCUCUCUGGUCAUCAUGAUGUUGUCAACAUAUUGGAGCAAUUCAGCAAUUCACACAAGAAGAACACCUCACACACACCUGCAGCCCCAGCACACAGCUCCCCUUCCCCUCAGUGGUGUGAUGUGUGUGAGGUGUGUUACACGGACACCAUACAGACACACACUUCAUCCACGCUGCACCAGUUCAGCCUGAAGCAUCCCCCGUCUCUCCCUCACUACUGUCUCACUCCCACCAGCGUAGGCUACAAGAUGAUGCUGCGUUUGGGAUGGGACCCUCACUCUGGCCUUGGCCCCGGGCACUCGGGUCGCCGGGACCCUGUCGGAACUGUCUUCAAAUCCGACACGGCCGGCCUCGGGUUUGGGCCCAAGCCCAGGCCAAAGGUCACCCACUUCAAGGCCAACGACGUGCAGGCGGUGCGCAGGGUGGAUAAAAGAUUAGAGGAGAGACGGGAAAGAGAGACCACGGUCAGCGCUAAGGUCAGGAAGAGGACAGAGGAGAGAGAGAGACAGUGGGAGAGAGAUUACCGUGCCUCUUUCAACAUUGACACAUGAACUUUAACCUCUUAUACUGUGGCCUGGUGACACUUUAUUGCCCUCUAGUGGCGUGAGACGGGACAGACUGUUUUAAAGACGUUUUUUUAUUCACUGUAACCCUAACCCUACCUCACAGUGUCAUUUUGGAUGUUUUAUUUUAUUAUAUUUGAUGUUCAAAUGAUAAAAAUAAACCAGAGUAUUUCUAAAAGUGGAA
Molecule: messenger RNA, 1473 nt
Organism: Silurus meridionalis
Lineage: Eukaryota; Metazoa; Chordata; Actinopteri; Siluriformes; Siluridae
Gene: gpank1
Product: G patch domain and ankyrin repeats 1
Exons: 5
Coding region: 135-1277 (380 amino acids)
Molecular function (GO): protein binding; nucleic acid binding
Source: RefSeq, a predicted model, not a curated record